AUGAAACGGAAUGUGGAUCCAUGCACGGAUUUCUUUUCGUUUGGUUGUGGUUCGUUCGCCAUCAAUCGAGUCGUGCCAGAACACGAAAGGAAAGUCAACGUACUCUCCGAGGUGGAAAAGGAGCAUAGGUUCCACUUGAAAGAAUUACUCGAAGAUACAAGUCCAGAGGCAGAAACGAAGGCUAUGGUUUUGCCUAGAACUUACUACAAUUCGUGCAUGGAUGAAGAUGCACAGGCUAACUUGGUGAGAAUGUUCUUCUGA
Molecule: messenger RNA, 261 nt
Organism: Cooperia oncophora
Lineage: Eukaryota; Metazoa; Nematoda; Chromadorea; Rhabditida; Trichostrongylidae
Source: the annotation of a GenBank genome assembly